This is a messenger RNA of Tilletiopsis washingtonensis, 3336 nucleotides long. RefSeq lists its product as hypothetical. Gene Ontology annotation, biological process: regulation of DNA-templated transcription; DNA-templated transcription. The coding region runs from base 92 to 3265 and encodes 1057 amino acids. Gene Ontology annotation, cellular component: nucleus. The record is from RefSeq and is a predicted model, not a curated record. NCBI's taxonomy places the organism in Eukaryota, Fungi, Basidiomycota, Exobasidiomycetes, Entylomatales. The transcript has a single exon. Gene Ontology annotation, molecular function: zinc ion binding; transcription cis-regulatory region binding; DNA-binding transcription factor activity, RNA polymerase II-specific.
GAUGACAAGCGCGCGGUGAGGUGAAGUGCGGACCAGGCGGGCCGGCGCUGCCUGAUCCACAGCUCGUCGUUCCGUCGGGCCGCGGAAAGCGAUGCCGCGCCGGCUAAGCGCGCCAGCGUCAGGCACGGCGCGCGGCUGCGCUCUCGCAUGGCGCAUGCAUGGAGGCCGCUCUGCAACGGCAGCAUCAGGCCAUCGCACCUUCUCUCCCACCACCACAUCCAACGCAUCCACCGCACCGCCGAGCUGUGAGCUCCUCGCACCUCAAGCGCAUCGCAUCCAGCGAACGAGUGCAGCGCCGGCCUGGCCUCCUGCGCCGCGCAUGGCGGGUCCCUCGCGCGCCUGGCUCGCCGACGCCCCGCCACGCUCGCCGCACCCCUACAGCGCCGACUCGCCGCGCGCUCAGCUCCUCUCCUCGUCCCGCCGGCCGAGCCUCGCAGCGCUGCCCACGCUGCCGUCCUCGCACCCGGCGGCGCUCGGGCCCAUGCAGCUGCAGCCGCCGCCGCCGCACAUGUACCCUCAGCACAUGGCGGGCCCGCCGGGCGGACCCAUGAAGCACCCGUCGCCGAGCCACUCGUCGCCGUACCACAUGGGCUCGCCGCACGCGUUCGGCAUGAACGCGCCCUAUCCGGGCAGCGCGUACCCUGGAAGCAGCUAUGAUGCGCCUGGCAGCGUCAUGGCGGGUCCCAGCUUCCAGCCAGACGAGCCGCACCCGGCAGCCGCCUGCCGCAAGGCGCCCGGCAAGCGUGCGCGGUCAGACGAGAGAGCCGACACGUCGAAUGGCUCGAGAGCGCGGGCUGACAGCUCAUCAAAGGGAAAGGCUGCGAAUGGAGGCGGCGCAUCCCAACCGAACGGCAAGCGCCGCAAGCAGGAGGCGCCAGAGCCGGCGCCCGAGUCUGACUCGGAGUCCGAGUCAGACGACGGCGAAGACGAAGAGCAGAGCGACGUGGAGGUCAAGAGCAAGGGCAAGAAGAAGGGCAAGGCGAAGCGGAAUCGCCAGGCCUGCACGCACUGCCAGAAGCUCAAGAUGAAGUGCUCCGGCAGCCUGGGCGAGGACCAGCCGUGCGAGCGCUGUGCGCGCACGGGACACCAGUGCAUCGUGCACGAGCGCACGUACCGCCGGCCAUGGACGCGCCGCAUGGACGGGCAGCUGCAGGAGCUGACGCAGAAGGUGGCCGUCAUGCAGGCGCAGAUCGCAGAGCUGCAGCAGCGCGGUCCGACGCUGGCCGCGCCGUUGCCAGCCAUCGUAGCGCCGCCUGCGCCUGUGCUGAACGGCCACGCGAACGGCGUGGGCCCAGCAAUCUCGCCUCAUGGCAGCGGGAGCGAACCGCUCAUCUUUGAGCCAGACGAGGACGUGGAGCUUGUCACGCGGCGCCAGCUCGAGCUGCCCUUCCUCAAGACCGGCCUCAUCACGCCUGCCGAGGCCGUGCAGCACUUCCGGCGCUUCAUGGACAAGUGCAUGCUCCACGUCGUGCUCAUCGAUCCCGAGUGGCUCACGCUGCGCCGCGCGCUCGAGUCGUCCGUCUUCCUCUUCACGACCAUUGUCUGGCUGUCUUCUGCAUACGACGAGCAGCGGCGCGACCUCGUGGACCAGCUGCAGCCCGAGAUGGACUUGCUCAUCGGGCAGGUCAUCACGCGCGGCUGCAAGUCAGUCGAGGUAGUGCAGGGCUUCUUGCUGCUUUACUUCUGGAAUCGCCCAUCGGCCGACCCGGAAAAGGACAAGGCAUGGCUCUACGCCGGAAUUGCCAUUCGGCUGGCCGUGGAGAAGAGUCUGCACCUGGCAAAGCCCGGCGAAGACGCGGGCGAGCAGCGCAACCGCGAGCGCACGAUGAUCAUGACUUUCGUCGUCGACCGCAGCCUCAGCCUUGCCGUGGGCAAGCCGUGGACGAUUCAAGCCGACUCGUCGCAGCUCGUCAUGGACUGCAACGCAUGGUGCGAGCAUCCCAUGGCCCGCUCGUGGGACAUGGGCAUCUCAGCGCUGGCUGAUCUGCUAAAGGUGACGAGCAAGCAGACGGACGCGCUGCGCAGCGCCGUGCGCGACUGGACCGAGGACAACGAUGACGGCUUCGACUGCUCUUCCGUGAUGCUCAUGAUGAACGAGGAGCUGGAGCAAUGGCGGCGGCGCUGGGACAAGAGCGGCUUCUUCACCUCGCCCGUCAACACGGAGCUGCCCUCGGCCUCGCCGGCGCCGACAAACGCCACGGACACGACGCGCGCCGGGAGUGCGGGCAUUGGCGGCACGCCUUCAUCGGCAUCGAGUCCGCGCCCAGACAUCCACGUGCGCACGCUGCACUACAUCACGAAGCAGGCCAGUAUGCGCUACAACUUCGCUGUACUUGUCCUCAACUCGUUCGGGCUGCAGUACUGCGCCACGCGCCCACGCAAGGCGGCCGCCCGCACGCUGUGCGUGCCGCGUGCCAUCUCGGCCGCACAGAAUGUGCUCGCUGCCGCGCGCGAUGGCCUGAGGGGCACGAUGGCGCUCUCGCCGCACACGCAGUUCGUCAUUCUCUCCUUCGCCCUCGUCUCGCUGAUCAAGUUGUCCAAGGCGCCGCCGAUCGGCGACUUUGCGUCGGAGCGCCUCGUCACCGACGUGCAGUCCGGCAUCGACUUUCUCGACUCCAUCUCGAUGAGCCCCACGCACACGCCUGCGCGUCUCGCCUCGCUGCUGCGCCUGUUGCUGCGGAACAGCCGCUCUGGCGGUGCAGGCGGGGCCGACGACGCAGGUGGCCAGCGCACUGGCUCGCGCGACGGCGAGGGCAGCUCGCGCACCGAGCGGCGCAGCAACCUCAAGAAGCCGGCGUACGCACCUGGCAUGGAAGUGCAUCGCCUACCUCCGCGCUCGUCACGCGCGGUCACGCCGCACGCCGAGCCAGACGGCGACAGCACGCCGUCCAAGUCGCCGGCCUCGCUCAUGGCGCCGACGCUCUCGUUCAGCACGCCGCGGCAGACGGCUGCCUCUGCAACGCAGCAGCGCGUGCAGGGGCAGCACGUCUCCUUCUCCGAGCCGCCGUCGGACCCGGCGCAGCUGCUGCUGCACUUUGCCGAGCCGGGCGUCGACGGCGCGCGGCGCCCCUUUGCGUCUGACACGCCGAGCAACGGCGUCGCACUGACGCCCUUCGGCGACGGCACGUACGCCGGGCACGGCGGAGGCCCGCUUUCGCCGCUGCCGCUCGACUUCAGCCUGCUCGGCGCCAACGGCUCGACGGCGCUGGGCCAGAUGACGGCCGAGGAGAUCCUCGACGACUCGUUCUGGCUCCGACUUGGCUGAGCAUUUCCCGUCCGCUGCGCUUUCCCGUCUCUGUUUCCGCACUGUAUACCAAUGCAAGCUCUGCGUCCCAC